UGUCGGAGUUGGAAUUGCAUUGUACUAUUUCAGUGUUAGUGGUAAGGAGAGUUUGGUACACAAACUACCACCAUGAAGAGCAUGGUGACGCCAUUGACGAGGGUCUCACCCUUUCGUCACCGAAAUGGCCAUAAUACCCUUCCCUUCUUCUCUCACGCACGCUACCCUUCCUCACCAAACUUCUCUUUCUCCCCUCUCUCUCUCACUCUUUCCAUGGCCGCUUCACCCCAGUCUUCCGCUCCGGCUGUGUCGCGUGGUGAUGCCAACAUCGACAAAGAUGGUGUAUUUCAAUUGAUUCAAGAACAUCAGGAAAAAGCUGCUAGACUUUCUCCAGUUGAGGAAAUUCGAACUGUCCUUGAUCGUAGCGUUCGCGGGAUGCUCUCUACAUUCUCCAAGAAGUUCGAUGGCUAUCCAUCAGGAUCUAUGGUUGACUUUGCAUGUGAUGCAAAUGGAUAUCCUAUAUUAGCCGUGAGCGAUCUGGCAGUUCAUUCCAAGGACCUAACUGCCAAUCCUAAAUGCUCAUUACUUGUGGCUAGAGAUCCUGAAGAUAGGACUGAUUUAGUGAUUACUUUACACGGUGAUGCUAUCACUGUACCUGAAAAGGAUAAAGAAGCUGUUCGAGCUGCAUAUUUGGCAAGACAUCCCAAUGCAUUUUGGGUUGACUUUGGAGACUUCAAAUUCUUGCGCAUUGAACCGAAAGUUGUACGAUUUGUGUCAGGUGUUGCCACAGCUUUGUUAGGAUCAGGAGAGUUUACUGGAGAUGAGUAUAAAUCUGCAAAAGUUGACCCCAUAGCUCAAUUUUCCAAGCCAGUGGCGUCUCAUAUGAACAAAGAUCAUGCUGACGAUAACAAAGUGAUUGUGCAGCAUUGGACCUCAGUUCCAGUGGACUUUGCAUACCUUCUAGAUUUGGAUAGUCUUGGUUUCAAUGUUAAGGCUGGUUAUCAGGGUGAUACUUUCAAGCUUCGUGUACCUUUCCCUCGACGUGCAGAAGAUAGAAAGGAUGUGAAGACUCUCAUUGUUGAGAUGCUUCAAGCUGCCGGGCCUAAGGCUGAAUGAUGACUCCACAGAUCAAUGAAGAGCACUUGCCAGACAUCCUUCUUGGAAAGAAGAAAAUUAUACACAUCGAAAAAGGAAAUGCCUUUAUAAUUUCCAAAAAAGAAGACUUCAAAGCAAAUGGUUGACUUUCUUUAUUUCUUGUAUAUACACUAUUUGUUAUUUUCAUGAGGAAAAGCACUUCAAAAUUCAGAUUGUGUGAUGUUUCUCAUAGAAACAAACCCUUUGAUAUACAUAAGUGAUUUUAUAUGAA
Molecule: messenger RNA, 1306 nt
Organism: Vigna angularis (adzuki bean)
Lineage: Eukaryota; Viridiplantae; Streptophyta; Magnoliopsida; Fabales; Fabaceae
Exons: 13
Coding region: 73-1056 (327 amino acids)
Source: RefSeq, a predicted model, not a curated record